AUGGAGACACCACGUAGUGUAUGCGGUUACAUGUUCGCCCUCCUCUUCCUAAUGCCUGCGCUAUCACUAGGCGCUUCUACCAAGCCCGUUCCAGAGCAGGUGAAAUACGUCGGCAUCUCCUACGAUAUCAUCAAGGGAAACCCCGAGGGUAACCAAAAGACUGGAGGGGUCGACCCCGGGCUCUUGACGACUCGGCGUGUCUUGAAACUCACCUACGACAACGGGAAAGUGACGGCCGACAACGAGUACCGAGUGCCCGACGAAGUGGAUUUCGUGCGACGUAGUAGCUCUUACACGUCGCAAGAGAAGGAUACGUUUUACGGAACGAAAAGCUACGCCAAGAAGCUCUCCCAUCAGGUGAAUGUCGAUGUUGACGUUUCAGCUGUCUUCGCUAGCUUCCAGUUUGCUGCCAGCCAUCAAUACCAGUCCAUCAAGAACGAUGAAAAUACCAAGGGUUACGUGUACUUCUCAGAGCAAACGAUCCAGAACUAUGGCAGUAUUCGAUACCUGGAGGCCCUCGCCAACACUGACGGGUUCGAGCCCAGUCGAGAGUUUCGUGUCGCCGUCUGUGGUCUGCCCACUACCUAUGACAAAGCGGCCUACAUGACAUUCCUCUCUGACUGGGGAACGCACGUCGUGACGGAGGCUCAAUUGGGGUCUCGUUCGGGCACAACCUAUCGUGAGGACACGUCAUCUUUCAUCAAAGAUUCCACGAGAGAUAUGUCCAACAGCGUAAGUGUUGGAGGUAGCUACAAAAUCGUCUCUGCAUCGUUAUCAGUGGAUAUGGACAGGUUCACCAAGACUGCAGCAUCGCAGGAAAAGUUCGGCAAAGUGUACAAAGAGUACACAGUGGGCAGCCUGGAGUAUAAUGAACCCAUCAGCAUAGAUCUCAUAGGGCUCAAUGAAGUGUUGGAUUCCAAGUUCUGGACCAGACAGACGGACUAUGAAACCAGCGGAGAUUGCCCAGCCAAUUGGCAAAGAGGAACUAUCCAAGCAAACAUCUUGACAGCUUUCAAUGAUUAUCCAUCAUACAAUGAUGUCACUCCUAGUGAAGACAUUCAGGUGACAAUGACACUGGCAUGGCCGGACGGAAAAUACGCCCUGCCAGAGGCGGCGACACUAGCAGGGGAUACGUGCCCGGCAACAGCAUUCACGUGGGACUUCGGCAUGUUGUACCAGAACACGGACACAUCCGGGGCCAAUACAUGCUCCAAGGGGAAUCAUUUGACCAACUAUUGUGACAAUGAGUCCUUGAGGAGCUACUACUGCGUCAAGUCCACCCCGACAGCUUCAUCAAGCUCGUGGUCCUGGAUGCCUGGUGUGUACUGCAUCUACAAAGUUGGCACAACCUGUCCAGACGGGUUCACGGGUGGUAACAUCAGAUGGAACGAUGUAAGUAGAGGGGUUGACCCGGACUAUAACACGAUGCCCGCGGGGACCUAUACCGGUGGACCAACAGAGAUCGAGUACUGUUGCCGUGAAGACGGCAGUGCCGCCAACCCAAUCAUCCUACCAGCGGAAAGCAGCUUUUACCUCAUGAAAUUCCAUGGGGCAUGUCAGACGGUACUUGGCAUGACUGUAACGGAGGAAUCUCUCGAGUGGGCUACCAAGGAAGCCAAUCCCGUCGCGUGGCAGGAUGGCGCACAUCCUAAACCUGGCAAUACGGGCCAUAAUGUCAAGAUCUACUACUGCUUCUACCAGCCAGAAACGGUUGGGAAGAGAGGCCUUGGUCUCCUGAAGGAGGAUGCAGGUGAAGUGAAGAAAGAACUGGAAGAAGUCAGAGAGCUCGUCAACUUGCUAGAAAACCAGCUCGAUCAUAGUAAGAGUGAUGCACUUGAGAACAAGGAGACCGAGGACGAGGACAAGAGUGUUGAGUCUGCGGAGGUUGAGGAGACCGAGGACGAGGAUAAGCGCGGUGGGUUGGCGGAGGAGGAGUUAAGGAAAGACGACAUGGCGGGUGAAGACGAAGACAAGAAGUUCGAGGAAAUAGUUCGGGCUAUGGAUCUUGAGCUGCGCCUGCGUGAUAUAGAGCAUGAGGAUGAUGAAAAUGUUCAAGCUCGGGAGCUCCUCAACUUACUCGCAAAAAGGGGAAGGAAUUAAAAAAAACUUCAAAUUUUCAUGAAAAAGUGGUAAAUUUUCAUGAAAAAGUGGUACUUUUUCAAAAUCCUGGUGUACGCGUUUAGUGUUAUUUUUCAGUUACGUCAGCUUGCUAAUGUACUUUAUAUAGAAUAGAUCAAAUUUGAAAUGUAAUUAUUUUUUUCAAAGUAAGGACUUAUGAUGCCUGUGCAUUAAACCCAUCUGGAAGUGUACAGAUUGAUGUUAAUGCUUCUCUAUUGAAAUAAAUGUUUACAUCGUGAAUUAUAAUAAUAAUAAUAAUAGUUCGUUCAUAUAUAUCGCAUUUAAGGACCGCAGGCCCUUUCAAAGCGCUUUUCAGAUAUGUAUAUGUUUUUUUUUACAUCAGAAGCGCAAUUUGAUUUAUUUUUACAUUGUCAACAACUUAAAGGGUAAUCACUAUCGCACUUCAAAAUGCUCAAGGGGUUACAAUUUUACAAUACUUGUUUAGGAGUACACAAAAUUCACGCGAAAUCCUUAUUUAGGGUGUACUUUGACUUCAGAAGAAAUCCUCGUGAAGGGGGUGUCUGGAAAGCCAGUGGUCACGCAUGCUACAGUAUUUCUACUAGUUCAGAAUCUGGCCUAUUUAAUUUUGAUCUCCACCACACCCACGCAAUAUGCGACCUCCCCCCACUUACUUGCUGCCAGCCGAAGAUGGCGUGAUCAUUAAAGUAGGACGCCCGGCGAAAAGCUGGGCUGUUGAGCGUACUAGCAUGAUUAUGAGUUCGUUGAUAUAAAUAACCGGCCGGAUUCUGGAAUAUAUUUUUACAUGAUUGAGACCCCUGAGAAAAUGUCUAAAAGGCAACGGCAUCAUAACUACAAAGAGGAUUACGUGUAAUCUAGAGGUUGGGCUGACUUAGGCAAAUGUGAUAUAUAUUGGGCAUAUAAGGCUUGGACGAGUAGGAUCAUAAUUUAUAGAUUUGUUGUUGU
Strongylocentrotus purpuratus (purple sea urchin) is the source of this 3042-nucleotide messenger RNA. RefSeq lists its product as uncharacterized. Gene Ontology annotation, cellular component: membrane. Lineage: Eukaryota; Metazoa; Echinodermata; Echinoidea; Camarodonta; Strongylocentrotidae. Bases 1 to 2100 code for a protein of 699 amino acids. The record is from RefSeq and is a predicted model, not a curated record. The transcript is spliced from 9 exons. Gene Ontology annotation, molecular function: wide pore channel activity.